Aspergillus brunneoviolaceus CBS 621.78 is the source of this 1932-nucleotide messenger RNA. It is a transcript of the gene exg2, whose product is annotated as putative exo-beta-1,3-glucanase. NCBI's taxonomy places the organism in Eukaryota, Fungi, Ascomycota, Eurotiomycetes, Eurotiales, Aspergillaceae. The transcript has a single exon. Gene Ontology annotation, biological process: glucan catabolic process. Gene Ontology annotation, cellular component: cell surface; extracellular region. Bases 337 to 1731 code for a protein of 464 amino acids. Gene Ontology annotation, molecular function: beta-glucosidase activity. The record is from RefSeq and is a predicted model, not a curated record.
GUUCUGGAAGAAGUGGAGAGGCACGUUCAUCUUCUUCGUGGUGCUGCUCGUGCUGGCGGCGAUUGCUAUCCCCGUGGGAAUUAUCAUGGCGCGGAGGGCGGACAAUGGCGGGAGUUCGUCAAGUUCGGACGACGAUAAGCCCGCGAAUUCUAACCUCGACGGAAUCAGUCGCGAUAGUAUUCCGGUAGGUUUCUUGUAAGGAGGACCUGGGCUCGGGUGCUGACUUGUGUGUGGUAGGCCUACGCCCGAGGAACAUACCUUGAUCCGUUCACCUGGUACGAUACAACGGGCUUCAACGUCACGUUCACGAAUGCGACCGUGGGAGGAUUGUCGAUCAUGGGACUGAAUUCGACCUGGGAUGAUUCCGCCCAAGCGAACGAGAACGUCCCACCCUUAAACGAGUCAUUCCCCUACGGCUCGCAGCCCAUCCGCGGAGUCAAUCUCGGAGGCUGGCUCUCCAUCGAGCCCUUCAUCGUUCCCUCGCUCUUCCAAUCCUACUCCUCGAGCGAAGGCAUCAUCGACGAGUGGACCCUCUGCGAGCGCCUGGGCAGCGACGCCAACACCACGAUCGAAAAACACUACGCCACCUUCAUCACCGAGCAGGACUUCAUCGACAUCCGCGACGCGGGGCUCGACCACGUGCGCAUGCAGUUCUCCUACUGGGCGGUGCGCACCUACGACGGCGACCCCUACGUCCCCAAGAUCGCCUGGCGGUACCUGCUGCGCGCGAUCGAGUACUGUCGCAAGUACGGACUGCGGGUGAAUCUCGACCCGCAUGGGAUCCCCGGCAGCCAGAACGGGUGGAACCACAGCGGCCAUCAGGGCAAGAUCGGGUGGUUGAACGGGACGGACGGCGCCCUGAACCGCCAGCGCUCGCUCGACAUGCACGACCAACUGUCGCAGUUCUUCGCCCAGGACCGGUAUAAGAACGUCGUCACCAUCUACGGGCUGGCCAACGAGCCGCUCAUGCUGUCGCUGCCCGUGGCGGAUGUGCUGAACUGGACCACGCAGGCGACGGAGCUCGUCCAGAAGAACGGGAUCAAGGCGUGGGUGACGGUCCACGACGGGUUCUUGAAUCUGGCCAAGUGGGACAGCAUGCUCAAGACACGGCCCGACAAUAUGAUGCUCGAUACGCAUCAGUACACCGUCUUCAAUACGGGGGAGAUCGUGCUGAACCAUACCCGUCGCGUGGAGUUGAUCUGCGAGAGCUGGUAUAGUAUGAUCCAGGCGAUUAAUGUCACGAGUACCGGGUACGUGCCUCUCACCCUUUAUCCCACUUGGAGAUAUGGGAAUACAACUAAUCUUGCGACGGAUAACAGAUGGGGCCCGACCAUCUGCGGCGAAUGGUCCCAGGCCGACACCGACUGCGCGCAGUACGUCAACAACGUCGGCAACGGCAACCGGUGGGAGGGCACCCUCGCCUCCACCGGCGACACGAUGUACUGCCCCACCGCCUCGGAGGGCACCUGCUCCUGCACCCUGGCCAACACCUCCCCCGUGGGAUAUUCCGCCGGGUACAAGACCUUCCUGCAGACGUACGCGGAAGCGCAGAUGUCCGCCUUCGAGACCGCCAUGGGCUGGUUCUACUGGACGUGGGCGACCGAGUCGGCGGCGCAGUGGAGUUACCGCACCGCCUGGAAGAACGGCUACAUGCCUGCAAAGGCGUACAGUCCGAAGUUCAAGUGCGGUGAUGCAAUCCCUAGCUUUGGGGAUUUGCCUGAGUAUUAUUGAGGGGCUGUGCUCUUCUGGAUGGGAGAGGGUUUCUGGAAUGGUGUGAUAGGGUAUGCAUAGAUCUGUGGUGGACGUGGUGUUAUAGCGACAAGUGUUAUGUACAUAUAGGGAUUGCUUUUGACCACGGCCUGGGUAGACGAUAAAUCACCUCCCUCUUUGACCACAUUAUCAAACGUAUUGCACGGCCGUCAGGUGUACAAU